AUGGGUUUCAUGAAAGCCAACUGUGACCAUGUCGACCUCUCAGCUCCUUUCACACCCCUUCCCAAAUAUGGCCAUCUCUCCAAAAAGACAUCCGAGUACGAACAAGCAGAGCCUGAGAUCAGAAAAGCACGUUCGGCUGUCAACUGUCUCCCUGACUUUCCAGCCGUUCGUGCAGUGGCUGGUGAUCCAGACGCCGUAAUGCCUCCCGGCGGGCCUGAUAGAUACAAAAAGAUCACCACCGAGUUGAUCAAUAUACCUACCCGUGAUAGCACCAGUAUCGAGCUCAAAGUGUACAAGUCACAGAAAGUGAACAAUAAUGCAGUUCUCAUGUAUCGCAUGCAUGGUGGGGGCUGGUGUCUUGGACGACACGAAGUUGAUGGCAUUGAGAAUGUUUAUGCAGCGAUGAAUCCUGAUAUCGUUGUUGUAAGCGUCGAGUAUCGCAAAGCACCUGAACAUCCUUUCCCAACACCAUACGAUGACUGUUAUGAUGGACUCAUUUGGUGCAAAAGCAAUCCAGAUAAGCUAGGUAUUGACCCCGAAAGAAUCAUCAUCAGCGGUGGUUCAGCUGGUGGGCAGCUUGCCGCCUCCCUCACAAUGAACUGCCUGAGAGAUGGCAUCACUGGCGUCAUUGCUCAAGUUCUACACUUUCCAGCAUUAUGUCACCCAAAGUUCUUCCCCAGAGAUAAGUACGAGUAUGGCAGCUACAUCCAGAACCAUGACGAUGCUAUACUCAGUGCAUUGGGUAUGGAGACCUUUUACGAUGCUUAUACUCCCGAAGCAAAGCCUGAUUACCGACACUCGCCUCUUCUUGCUGAUUCCUUCAAGGAUCUUCCACCUACCCUUAUUCAGUGUGCCGGUAUUGACCCUCUGCGCGAUGAUGCUUUUGCACUAGCUGAAGCAAUGAAGAACGAUGGAGUCGAGGUAGAGGUUCACUGUUAUGCUGGCCUUCCGCAUUGGUUUCAUGUUCUCUUACCUAGUGCAACAGAAACCUCCCAGUUACUUCAAAGGUAUACUGGCUUCUUGGAAAAAUAUGCAAGAAGAUAA
Messenger RNA from Fusarium venenatum, 1044 nucleotides. Its product is annotated as Alpha/Beta hydrolase protein. The record is from RefSeq and is a predicted model, not a curated record. Gene Ontology annotation, molecular function: hydrolase activity. Lineage: Eukaryota; Fungi; Ascomycota; Sordariomycetes; Hypocreales; Nectriaceae.